Messenger RNA from Cuscuta campestris, 1077 nucleotides. The record is from the annotation of a GenBank genome assembly. NCBI's taxonomy places the organism in Eukaryota, Viridiplantae, Streptophyta, Magnoliopsida, Solanales, Convolvulaceae.
ACGCGGCGCUGCGGUUGGAGACUUGGAGUGAACUUAAUUUCAUCCAGCGGAGAAAACAAGAUAGAGCACUUUUGCAGAAAUGGUAGGAACGAAGACCCGCCCCCAGUUCGUGCUAUUCGGGUCAUCUAUAGUGCAGUUCAGCUACAGCCACGAAGGCUGGGGCGCUAUCCUCGCGGAUCUCUAUGCACGCAAGGCAGACAUAGUGCUUCGUGGAUAUACCCAUUGGAACUCGCGACAUGCUCUUCAAGUUUUGCAUGAAAUUUUUCCAAAGAAUGCAGAUGUACAACCUUCUUUGGUGAUUGUUUAUUUUGGUGGCAAUGAUUCAAAACGACCUGGCCUUAACGAGCAUGUCCCGCUUUCUGAAUAUGUUGAAAAUAUGAGAAAGAUUGCUUCUCAUCUCAAGAGCCUGUCAAACAAGACACGGAUAAUCUUUUUAACCUGCCCUCCCGUGAACGAGGCACAAAUUCUUGAAGUUUUUGGUGACAUUGGCCGAUCAAACAAGUUGAGCCAAAAAUAUUCAGACGCUUGUGUGGACUUGUGCAAAGAGUUAGAUGAUGUGAAGGCAAUAGAUUUAUGGACAGCACUUCAGCAAAAGGACGAUUGGCUGACUACUUGCUUUACGGAUGGAAUCCAUUUAACGUCAGAGGGAAGCAAGAUUGUGGUGAAAGAAAUACUGAAGGUGCUGAAGGAGGCUGAUUGGGAACCCAGUCUGCAUUGGAAGUCAUUACCCACUGAAUUUUCUGAAGUCUUCCCAACCAUCGUUUCGGUUCGGGAUGGGACAACCGCAAACGUCUCUGACUUUGUAUUCAAGUGGCAAACACAGUGGGAUUAGAUGGUUUAUGUUUAUGCAACUACCCAUAUGGUUCAGAUUUGCUCAUCCUGGAAACCUUGUAAUUAUGCACUGCAAUUUAAAUCCCUUUUGAAAACUCAACCAAUUUGCUGUAUUUUGGGAGGCUUUUUUUGUACUCCCUCCGUUUUGAAAAACAAUUCCUAUUUACUAUUCAAGACAUCACGAUAACUUUUGUUUGCGUGUCUUUUUUCAUUAGUCAUUUGACAAAAUAAAAUAUACUUGCCAUU